Messenger RNA from Dentiscutata erythropus, 1326 nucleotides. The record is from the annotation of a GenBank genome assembly. Lineage: Eukaryota; Fungi; Glomeromycota; Glomeromycetes; Diversisporales; Gigasporaceae.
AUGUCGUAUGUACGUCGUUCAGCACGCGUUUCUGCACUUCUAAAGUCUGGAGAAACGAAACCAACAGCCAUUAAGAAGCUCACUGAAAAAGCUUCUGAUCAAGACGUGAAAAAAGCGAUUAAGAAGGAAACUACUAAAGAUCGUGACAUUUCUAUUGAGACUGUAAAACAGGAAAAUGGGCUUAAGGUUGAAAAUAAAAAACGUGAAAACAAUAAAAACAAGGAUAUGGAUUCUCAAAAACCAACAAAAAAAGUUCGUGAAAGAAAACAUGAGAUAAUUUACGCGCCAAGGGUUUCGGGUACUAAGAAAUUGGUUGGUGCUCACGUUAGCAUUUCAGGAGGAAUCCAUAAUGCUAUACAAGAUAGUUUAUCCAUUGGAGCAAAUGCAUUUGCCAUUUUCCUACGAAAUCAACGAAGAUGGGAUGCUCAACCUCUUGAUCCUGAACAUGUUUCCAUGUUUCGUGAAGGUUGUGAAGAGAAUAUGUAUCCGCCUGGUUCUGUGCUACCUCAUGGAAGUUAUCUAAUCAAUUUGGGUAAUCCUGAUCAAGAAAAGCGUGAAAAAAGUUAUCAAGCUUUUCUUGAAGAUUUAAAAAGAUGUGAAAUCUUGGGACUAACUUUGUACAAUUUUCACCCAGGUUCAACUGUUGGACAAUGUACGCUAGAGGAAUCUAUACAACAUAUCGCUGAUUGUAUUAACAGAGCACACGACGCGACAAAAAGUGUCAUUUGUGUAGUUGAAAAUAUGGCGGGUGCUGGAAAUUCUGUGGGAUCAAAAUUUGAAGAACUUGGUAAAAUCAUUUCACUGGUCAAAAAUAAGAAACGUAUUGGUGUUUGUAUUGAUACAUGCCAUACGUUUUCUGCGGGUUAUGAUCUUCGCACAAAGGAAAGAUAUGAAGAAACUAUGACCGAAUUCUCUCGUCAUGUUGGUUUCCAAUAUUUAAGAGGUGUGCACUUGAAUGAUUCUCUCAAGGAACUAGGUUCCCGUCGUGAUCGACAUGCAAACAUUGGUAAAGGCUAUUUGGGUUUGGAACCUUUUCGAUUAAUUAUGAAUGAUAGUCGUAUGGAUGAAAUACCUUUAAUUCUAGAGACUCCUGUACCUGACGAUGACUUUGAAAUUUAUAAAAAGGAAAUCGCUCUUCUAUAUGAGCUUAUUGGUAAACAAACAUUGGCCGAUGCAAAUAUUCCAAAAGGUUUUGUGAAAAGUCUUGGUAUUAAUGAAAAUAAAAUUUCAAAGUCAUCGGGAAAAAAGAAAAAGGUCGAAAAAAAUUCUGAGAUUGACGAAUCCAAUGUGAUUGUUCCACAAAAGAAAAAGGCUAAAACUAAAUAA